Messenger RNA from Effrenium voratum, 1380 nucleotides. The record is from the annotation of a GenBank genome assembly. Lineage: Eukaryota; Dinophyceae; Suessiales; Symbiodiniaceae.
AUGUCGGUGGAGAAGAAGGUCACGGUGAAGGCCAUCAGCACCAAGAGCGCCCACAGCACGGCCAAGGAGACAGCCACAGUGCGCCAGGGGAACAUCGAGGUGGAGGCCACAGAGUCUGCGAGCUCAGAGGCGCAUGCGCUGGCCAGUAGCAAUCGCACAGUGACAGUGCAGCAGACAGCUACUGGUGAGGCCUCUGCUAACGCCACCCAGGUGGAGAGCGCCUCCUCCUCGGAGACGCUGCAGGCAGAUGCCAACUCCUCGGCGGAGGUGGACGGGGUGGGAGCGGAGGUCACCACCCAGGCGGAUGGCACCGCUACGCGCACUGGCGUUGCCACAGGCACCGGGGGCGCCUCUGUGCGCAGCGAGUCCACGGGCUUCGCCUCCGCCUCUGCGUCGGCGGAGGACGUGGCAGGGUCGGCAGAGGCGGCAGCCAACGCCACGAAGUCGGCGGCCGCGGGGGCGGUGGUCACCGGGGAGGCAGAGGCGGAUUUGACGGUGCCCUUCACGCGGUCCGCCAUCAGGAGCAGCACAGAAACCCGCACCGGCGAGGGCAUGUCGCAGGGCGUCAGCGAGGCCACGGCCUGCGCGCCGCCUUUGGAGAUGACCAAAACGCCGGACGCCAAGGGCGCCGCGCUGGCGGCGGCAGAGGCUCUGGAGCUGGCCUUCCGCUACGCCGCCAACACGGCCAUGGGCCGCGCCAUGGCCAGCGCGCACGACCGCGCCAAGGAGCUGGCGCUCCAGUCCGCUGCGCAACAGGCCUUCGAGGCGGCCAAGGAGGAGGCCACCGCGCUGGCGAAGAAGGCGGCCACGGACCAAGCCGCCGCAGGGGUGCAGGAGUAUGCAGACCAGAUGGCGCAGAAGCAAGCCAAGGCCAAGGCCCUGGAGGUGGCCCGCGCCGCGGCGCGGGACAUCGCGGAGGCCAACGCGCGGCGCAAGGCCUCCAAGCUGGCAGAGGAGGCCGCCGAGGCGAAGGCUCAGCGUUUGGCUGCGGCCAGGGCCCGCGAGGACGCCCGGCGCAACGCGCGCAAGGCGGCGGAGAAGGCCGCGGAGGAGGCUGCAAUGCUAAAGGCCCGGUUGCAGGCCAAGGAGCUGGCUGAGGUGGAGGCCCAGCGCCAGGCCCAGGCGCAGGCGGAGGAAGCCGCCAGCGCCGACGCCAAGCGCCGGGCGGAGGCGGCGGCCUCCAAGAUGGCUCGCGCGGAAGCGCAGGUGGAGGCCGAGAGCCUGGCGCGGAUCCAAGCCCAGCGGGAGGCGGAGGACGCUGCGCAAGAGGGCGCCGAGAUUAUGACGAAGAUGUCGAUGCCGGGGGGCGCACUGGGUGACGAAGAGUUGGAGCCGCUGGAGCCGGAGAAGCCGAAGCCGAUGCUCCGCAAGCAGGGCUGA